GCCGCGGCGGCAGCGCCUUGUAGGGCGCGCGGAGCCCGCGGGUGCGGCGCGCGGGGCGCGCGGCCGCGCCGGCGCAGGUAUAUAGCGGCGCGCCGCGCGCCGCCGCCUACUGCCGCCGCGCCGACCGACACCCCCACCGACGCAGAGCGUGGUAUUUUGUCCAGUAAAAGCGAGUUCGUGAGCGACAGUCAACAUGUGCGACGAUGAUGCGGGCGCCCUCGUAGUGGACAAUGGAUCCGGCAUGUGCAAGGCCGGAUUCGCCGGUGACGACGCGCCGCGCGCCGUGUUCCCCUCCAUCGUGGGCCGCCCGCGCCACCAAGGCGUCAUGGUGGGCAUGGGGCAGAAGGACUCCUACGUAGGAGACGAGGCCCAGAGCAAGAGAGGUAUCCUCACCCUCAAGUACCCCAUCGAGCACGGCAUCAUCACUAACUGGGACGACAUGGAGAAGAUCUGGCACCACACCUUCUACAACGAGUUGCGCGUUGCGCCCGAGGAGCACCCUAUUCUGCUGACAGAGGCCCCGUUAAACCCCAAAGCCAACAGGGAGAAGAUGACACAGAUCAUGUUCGAGACCUUCAACUGCCCCGCGAUGUACGUCGCUAUCCAGGCCGUGCUCUCCCUAUACGCGUCCGGUCGUACCACCGGUAUCGUACUGGACUCCGGAGAUGGUGUCUCGCACACCGUUCCCAUUUACGAAGGUUUCGCCUUGCCUCACGCCAUACUCCGCUUGGAUUUGGCCGGUCGCGACUUGACCGACUACCUCAUGAAGAUCCUUACCGAGCGCGGCUAUUCCUUCACCACCACGGCCGAGCGAGAAAUCGUGCGCGACAUCAAGGAGAAGCUUUGCUAUGUGGCGCUAGACUUCGAGCAGGAAAUGCAAACGGCGGCGGCGUCGACGUCGCUGGAGAAGUCCUACGAACUUCCCGACGGUCAGGUCAUCACCAUCGGUAACGAGAGGUUCCGCUGCCCCGAGGCGCUGUUCCAGCCUUCCUUCUUGGGCAUGGAGUCGUGUGGCGUUCACGAGACCGUAUACAGCUCUAUCAUGAAGUGCGAUGUCGACAUCCGUAAGGACCUGUACGCCAACACCGUACUCUCAGGUGGCACCACCAUGUACCCCGGUAUCGCUGACAGGAUGCAGAAGGAGAUCACCGCGCUGGCUCCUUCAACCAUCAAGAUCAAGAUCAUUGCUCCCCCGGAGAGAAAGUACUCAGUAUGGAUCGGUGGGUCCAUCUUGGCGUCGCUGUCCACGUUCCAGGCGAUGUGGAUUUCGAAGCAGGAGUACGACGAGUCGGGCCCCGGCAUCGUGCACCGCAAGUGCUUCUAGACGCCGCCGCCGGCGCACCUUCCCCGCCGUCAACUUCGCUUUUACUCAAACUUUAUACUCGCUUCGGCGUCAAUGUAUUUAUUUUGUAUUCGCUGUCGGAGACUGCACGCUCUUGCGUUAUCGUGUAAGUGGGUUAAUUUAAGUUUACGUUGUUUAAUAUAACUUUUGUUACUGA
Cydia pomonella (codling moth) is the source of this 1499-nucleotide messenger RNA. Its product is annotated as actin, muscle-type A2. Lineage: Eukaryota; Metazoa; Arthropoda; Insecta; Lepidoptera; Tortricidae. The transcript is spliced from 2 exons. Bases 194 to 1324 code for a protein of 376 amino acids. The record is from RefSeq and is a predicted model, not a curated record. Gene Ontology annotation, biological process: mitotic cytokinesis.